AUUCCAUAACAGUCCCAUCAAGCCAUCCCCCAAGAUGACUACCCUCCAACCCAUCAAAGUCUGGGGCGGCUCCUUCGGCCCCAACCCCUUCAAAAUCUCCAUCAUCCUCGCCGAGCUGAACCUCCCCGUCGAGGCCAUCCCCAUCGAAUUCAGCGAACUCAAGAAACCCGCCUACGAAGCCAUCAACCCCAACGGCCGACUCCCGGCGAUCGAGGACCCCAACACCGGCCUCACUCUCUGGGAAUCUGGCGCCAUCAUCGAAUACCUGAUCGAAACCUACGACAAAACCCACCAACUCAGCUUCCCCGCCGGAUCCCACGAGGCACACCAGGCCCGCCAGUGGCUACACUACCAGGUUUCCGGCCAGGGGCCGUACUACGGACAGGCUGUGUGGUUUACACGGUACCAUCCCGAACGCGUCCCGAGCGCGGUGGAGCGGUACGUGAAUGAGAUCCGACGCGUGUCCAAGGUGUUGGACGGGUGGUUGGAAACGCGGGAGUGGCUGGUUGGGGAUAAGAUGUCCUAUGCGGAUUUGGCUUUUGUGCCGUGGCAGAAUGGGGCGAGGAUGAUGCUGGCUGCGGAGGGGUUUGAUCAGAGCGAGUAUCCGCAUUUGACGCGGUGGUUGGAACGGAUGAAUCAGAGGGAGACGGUUAAGGAGUUGACGGCCAAGCAGGAUGCGAUGAUGGCGGAGAAGAUGAAGAAGAUGGAGGCGCAGAAGAAGGAUUAGUAGUACUAGAUAGGUGUCUACAGGGCAUGGGGAAGAGCAAACCCUAUUUAAGGUUGCAGACGGAGUGGGGUAUUCCGUGACUACAAUGAUGUCACCGCUCCCUGUCCCCAACGGAGGCAAGAUUCAUUGGUAUAUAAACAGAGAAGGGAUAUUUUAAUUGUGGUGAGAUAUCUCUAUCAGUUAAUUAAUCAAUUAUUGCCAAACCCAUCAUGUCUGCGGCGCAACCGGCAAUCAAGGAG
Molecule: messenger RNA, 966 nt
Organism: Aspergillus sclerotioniger CBS 115572
Lineage: Eukaryota; Fungi; Ascomycota; Eurotiomycetes; Eurotiales; Aspergillaceae
Product: glutathione S-transferase family protein
Exons: 1
Coding region: 35-727 (230 amino acids)
Source: RefSeq, a predicted model, not a curated record